Messenger RNA from Pseudovirgaria hyperparasitica, 555 nucleotides. Its product is annotated as cytochrome b5. The record is from RefSeq and is a predicted model, not a curated record. The annotation marks the transcript as partial. The transcript has a single exon. Lineage: Eukaryota; Fungi; Ascomycota; Dothideomycetes; Acrospermales; Acrospermaceae. Gene Ontology annotation, cellular component: endomembrane system; membrane.
CCCCAGACCGGCCCCAUCUCCCUCACCGACGCCGAACUCGCCGCCUACGACGGCACAGACCCCAACAAACCCGUCUACGUCGCCCUCAACGGCUCCAUCUACGACGUCACCGACGGCCGCGGCGUCUACGGACCCGGCGGCUCCUACCACACCCUCGCCGGCCGCGACGCCACCCGCGCCUUCAUCACCGGCUGCUUCGACACAGACCUGCACCCGGACGUGCGCGGGGCAGAGCUCCUGUACGUGCCCGUUACUCCUGCCGAGGCCGCGGCUGAUGGCCGUACCGUCGAGGAUAAGUACUGGGCUGCGCUCGAGGGGGCGCGCGAGCUGAGUAGUGGGGAGCAGAAGAUUCGGCGGCAGGCGGAGCUGCGCAGUGCGCGCAAGAGUGUGGAUGCCGUGGUGGAGAAUUGGGCCGUCAUGUUUAGUGGGGGUAGGGGGAAGAAUUAUUUCAAGGUUGGCGAGGUGAAGCGGGAGGAGGGGUGGAUGGAGAAGCGGGAGAGGCCGGUGUUGUGUAAGGAUGCGCAGAUCAGGAGGCCGAUUCGCAUGGGCUUGUAG